Messenger RNA from Brachypodium distachyon (stiff brome), 1741 nucleotides. Its product is annotated as ribosome biogenesis protein WDR12 homolog. The coding region runs from base 78 to 1388 and encodes 436 amino acids. Gene Ontology annotation, molecular function: protein binding. The transcript is spliced from 14 exons. The record is from RefSeq and is a predicted model, not a curated record. Gene Ontology annotation, biological process: ribosome biogenesis. Gene Ontology annotation, cellular component: preribosome, large subunit precursor. Lineage: Eukaryota; Viridiplantae; Streptophyta; Magnoliopsida; Poales; Poaceae.
CAUUCGAACUCGCAAUCGCAAAACCCUCCUCAGACCCUUCCCGCCGCCACCAGCCCCCAUCGUCCGCCGACGACGCCAUGGACGCCGCCGACCCGUCGCGCCAGGUGCGCGUGCGCUUCGUGACGAAGCUGCCGCCCCCGCUCCGCGCGCCGCCCACCGCCAUCGCGGUCCCCGCCGAGCUCUCCCGCAUGGGCCUCUCCGAGAUCGUCAACCGCCUCCUGCUCGCCGGCGAGCCGGACCACCAGGCGCAGCCCUUCGACUUCCUCGUGGAUGGCGAGCUCGUGCGGAUGCCGCUCCAGCAGUUCCUGCUCGCCAAGGGCAUCUCGGCGGAGAGGGUGCUUGAGCUCGAGUACGUAAAAGCCGUGGCGCCGAGGAAGCAGGAACAACCCUUGCCACAUGAUGACUGGGUCAGUGCAGUUGAUGGAUCGAACCCAGGAUUCAUAUUAACAGGUUGCUACGAUGGUCUUACAAGAGUAUGGAAAGAUGCAGAUGUAUGUACUCAAAUUUUGGAGGGGCACAGUGGCGCAGUUACUUCUGCCAGCUUCAUCAAUAAAGGAGUUGAAACUGAUGGCAAUUCGCACGUAGUGACUGGCUCAAAGGAUAGGUCAUUGCGCCUGUUCAAAUUUGAUACAUCAGUAACUAUGAACUACCCGAAGCGAAUUGGGGCUUACAAAAUUCUUCCUGGUCACACAUCUUCUAUUCAAAGUAUUGCUGUUGACCCUUCCGGAGAUAUGAUAUGUUCUGGUUCCUGGGACACCACCAUCAAGUUAUGGGCCGUCGAAGGAUCUGAAGAAGAUGGUGAUGCUGUCUCAGUGAAGAAGCGAAGAACGAACUCUGAUACAUCUGGACCCGAAGAGUCUCAGUUAGAGGGUUCUGCCUCUUCAACACUUCUGGGACAUACACAAUGUGUUUCUUCUGUGGCCUGGCCUGAGCAGCGAACAAUAUAUUCGGCAUCUUGGGACCAUUCUAUUCGCCAAUGGGAUGCUCAAACAGGGAAAGAAACAUGGAAUAUGUUUGCUGGGAAGGCUUUGAAUUGCUUGGAUAUUGGUGGUGAGAGCUCUUCAUUGAUUGCCGCUGGUGGUAGUGACCCUGUAUUAAGGGUGUGGGAUCCUCGAAAACCUGGAACGCUAGCUCCUAGUUUUCAGUUCUCUUCGCACUCAAGCUGGAUCUCUGCCUGCAAAUGGCAUCCAAGUUCAUGGUUUCAUUUGAUAUCAUCUUCGUUUGACGGGAAAGUAAUGUUGUGGGAUCUAAGAACAGCAUGGCCUCUGGCGUCUGUGGAUUCACACAAAGACAAGGUUUUAUGUGCCGAUUGGUGGAAAGGGAACAGUGUGAUUAGUGGUGGGGCUGAUUCCAAGCUGUGCAUCUCAUCAGGGAUUGACAUAGUGUGACCAGGAAGAUUCCCUCCCAUAUGUUCCUUGUGCCUGUGCUAACGAGGUUGACAAGACAUCCCUGAAAGCCAAACCAUGCCAAUUAUGGCUGGAAGUAUGUGCGCCCUUUGUCAGAUUAAGAUCGCUAUUGGCUGUUCUGUACAAGUAGACCUACACUACUACAAUAGGGAUUCCCCCAGUUUUGCAAUCAAGUAUUUGUUGUCUUACUCUAUUCGCUGGUACUCUCCAGUACCAACAAAUUAUAACAAAUGUUAUGACUCAUAAUUCUGAGUUAUUUUUUAGGUUGUCAGCUCUUCCGCUGGUUUUGCAACAAAUGUUAUGACUCAUAAUUCUGAGUUAAUUUUAGGCUGUCA